UUUUAAGCAAAAUUGGAAGACAUCCUAUGCAAAAUAAGAUUCUUAAGAACUUGAAUGUCACACUGCUAAACUUUAAUAAAGACAGCAGAAAACUAAAGAAAAAGACAUUAGGAAGGAUGAUCAAAGAUUUGAGGAGGAAAACUCAGCUCACUUGAAACCAAACUAAUCCAGUACUUUGCUAUUUUAUUGUGUUAAGGCCUCAUUUUUCUAAUAGAGCUUUAAACGGUCGGAGAAAUGCAUUUCAGAGACAAAUCUAGAAGAAAGAAUUAGUGAUCAUAUUAUAAAGAAUGAUAUUAUUAAUUUUCAAAUUAAAAAGAAAAGGAAAUCAGUCGAUCGCCUUGGUUUCUUCAAAACAAAGCCAAAAACUAAGUUUGCAAAAAAGAGAUCUUCUUGCCUCAUUGAUGGUUGGGUUAAGAACCCUCAAUGUGUCUAUAGAGGCUACCGUCCAAAUUCCCAGAUGAGAUCGAAUACAAAUAAACUAUUAGCUAAACUCAGAUCUCAAUGAAGUAGAGAAUUCUUACUAAAUCAAACUCAUACUCCUCAAAGGAUACCCUCAAGAUUAGAAAGGUUGAAAUAAGAAGGAUAGCGCAAAUAGCCGUCAUCAGACAAUCAAAGACCAUCCUCCUCGAACAGUCUCAUCAUCUCUAUUGCUUGAAUGUAAAAGAUACCUUGUAAAGAAUAAAAGAAGCAACUCUAAGAUUAACAAGAUCAAUGAGAAGCUUAAAUAUAUCAAAUUCUUGAAGAGGAAAGUUAAAGAAGACUUUACAAAGAAGAGGCUUGAAAUAGAAAAGCGUAUGAAGACUCCCAUACCCGUAUAAUU
This is a messenger RNA of Moneuplotes crassus, 820 nucleotides long. NCBI's taxonomy places the organism in Eukaryota, Ciliophora, Spirotrichea, Euplotida, Euplotidae. The record is from the annotation of a GenBank genome assembly.